Messenger RNA from Kwoniella shivajii, 2034 nucleotides. RefSeq lists its product as uncharacterized. Gene Ontology annotation, cellular component: P-body. Gene Ontology annotation, biological process: regulation of mRNA stability; nuclear-transcribed mRNA poly(A) tail shortening. The record is from RefSeq and is a predicted model, not a curated record. The transcript is spliced from 5 exons. The coding region runs from base 1 to 2034 and encodes 677 amino acids. NCBI's taxonomy places the organism in Eukaryota, Fungi, Basidiomycota, Tremellomycetes, Tremellales, Cryptococcaceae. Gene Ontology annotation, molecular function: mRNA binding; protein binding.
AUGUCAUCAACACUUCGACCUCAUCGAUCACCUUCACCUUCCCCAACUCCCUCACCAACGAUCAAUCACACCAAUCCAGCCAAAUUGACCAGACAAAGUUUGGGUCCACCUUCCACGACCCAAGGUGCAGCAAAAGGAUUUGCGGGUUUAGGCAUAUCAUCCUCCCCUACAACCAAUUCUCAUCCUAGACAUGUCAGUUCUGCAGCUUUGAUGGGCGGUGGAGGAGGAGGAAGAGAAAGGGAAAGAGAGAGUUUAUCUCCAAGACCUAGUUUAGGUAAUAAUACCACUCCAAGAGCAGUUUCAGGUGGUCCAAAUUUCGGACUAGGCGUUAUGGGUGGUGGUGGUAGACCCAGUAGCGAAUUCUUACCUAGUAGAGAAAGUGCAAAGACUCCAGAAGCCGAACAAAUCGAUCAAUGGUUCAAGCAUCUCGCAAGUUGGGAAGCUACAUUGGAAGAAAUGGCUGCCGCCAGUACCGACCAAAAUUUCACAGAGGAGCUUGGCGCUAUUGAGCAGUGGUUCCGAGUCCUCUCCGAAGCCGAACGAACAGCCGCUCUCUAUUCCCUCCUACAACAUUCUACACCCGUUCAGAUUCGAUUCUUCCUUUCUGUCCUCCACCACAUGGCACAAUCUGACCCUAUGACCGCUCUCCUCUCUCCCGCUCCCUCUGGUCCUGGUUUACAAGCUCAGAUGGAGCAAAAACUCUGUGCUAUGAACAUGAAAUCCCCUUCUGCCGGUGGUGGCGGCGGUUUUACCGGGUCCCCAAACCCAAACCAAUAUCUCGCACCUGACGACGCUGCAGCGCAAAAGGCCAAAGCGAAGCAAAACAGAAUCUCCGCUCCUGGUACUCUUCAACCCGUUGACAGAUGGCAAAGCGGUCUUGAUCAAGUAGUAGAAAGAGGUUCCUCACCUGGACUCGAAUCAAACGGUUCAAGCAGAAGCAGAUCCCCUGUUCCCGAUCCCAGACCUAAAUCUACCGAUUUUUCAGGACAAGCCAACCAACCUCGUAGAGAAUCUUCAGGCUAUCAACGAUCACCUCGACUUUCUGGUGGCGUCGGGCUUGGUAUUGGUCAUCCUGAGCAUCAAGGUCAGUCACCUGUCACUUCACCUUUCAUGAACAACGGAAGUUGGGCGAGUAUGGUCAACACACCUAUGGUUCCCGGCUUUAUCGAUCCUAAAGUAGACAGUUUGACUCAAGCAUUAAAUAUGGCAAGUUUAGGGCUUGGUAAUCCCAACCGAAUUCCUCUGGAAGAUCCGAGAAAGUUCAGACGACCUAAUACAGGUACCACAUCCCGUAAUGUGUCUGGAGCUUACAAUGACGAAGGAGACAUGAUCAAUCCUCGAUCCAUGCAACCUGGAGUCAACGCCACUUCACCUUUACUUGGUGGAGUUGGAUUUGCACGAUCGCCUGUCAUCGAUCAAUAUGGAUUAGGUGGAUUAGGUAUUGGAGCGGACCCCAAUGCGUUAGCUGGAUUAGGAAUGAAUUUCGCCAAUUUAGGGGGAUUGAACGCUGCUCAAGCUCAAUUAAUGGCAAUGCAGCAAAUGCAAACAGCUGCUUCUUUCGCUCAAGGUGGUUAUGGAGGUGGUUCACCAAACUUAGGUUCAGGUGGUUUACACUCCAAUAACAAUCACUCUAGAAAUCCUGGAGCUAGAAACGGAGCACCAGGUAGAAAGUCACCAAUGUUAGGUGGACAAGGCAAAAACUCACCUGCUCCAGGAGGAAAUAGUAGUGCGACUGGAGGUGGUGCAGGUGGUGGUGCGGGCGUAGCUGGACCUGACGAUGUGGACAUGAAGAUUUUGGAAGAUACCUCUGGUUGGCUAAGGGUUCUAAGACUUCAUAAAUAUACACCAAAUUUCGAGAAAUCGUCUUGGAAAGAUAUGAUAGCUAUGAAUGAUCAAGAUUUACAGGCUAAAGGGAUUUCAGCUCAAGGUGCUAGGACAAAAUUCCUUAAAGUCUUUUAUAACGUCCGAACGAAGAUGGAUCUUCCGCACCCAGAUGGUCAAGAGGACUAUGCGCCAGGAGCGAAGGAGAAGUAG